Trematosphaeria pertusa is the source of this 750-nucleotide messenger RNA. Its product is annotated as carbohydrate esterase family 12 protein. Bases 1 to 750 code for a protein of 249 amino acids. Lineage: Eukaryota; Fungi; Ascomycota; Dothideomycetes; Pleosporales; Trematosphaeriaceae. The transcript has 2 exons. Gene Ontology annotation, molecular function: hydrolase activity. The record is from RefSeq and is a predicted model, not a curated record.
AUGCGCAUUCCACUCCUCCCCUUCCUCCUCUCCUCAGCCCUCGCCUCCCCCGUAUCACACUCUGCAACAGCCGCAAAAGGAGUAUACUGGCUGCUAGCCGGCGACUCGACCACCGCUCCCAAUGGCGGCUGGGGCGACGGCUUCCUCGCGACGACCGUAGCCCCCGGCUCCGCAGGCCACAACUACGGCCACAGCGGCGCAACAACCGCGUCCUUCCGCGCAGGCGGCGACUGGGGCCAAGUAAUCCAAGACAUCGGGACAUACAAAUCGCAAUACGACGUCUACGUCACGAUCCAAUUCGGCCACAACGACCAAAAAGCCACCUCAGGAGUAACCCUAGACCAAUACAAAACCAACCUACUCAACUUCGUCAAAGAAACUACCUCCGCCGGCGGUACCCCCAUCCUGCUCACGCCGCUCACACGGCGUAACUUCAACUCCAGCGGCAUGGUAACCGAAAACCUCGCCGAGCAGCGCGCGGCCACUAUCUCCGUGGCGCAAGCUAACAACGUCAAAUGGAUCGACCUGAACAUGGCGAGCGAAGACUACGUGAAUGCGAUUGGCAAAACGGUAGCGAGCAAGUAUAACCUAGCGAGCGAUGACUGGACGCAUUUGAAUGAGUGGGGCGGGGUCGUGUUCGCGCGUAUCGUGAUUGAUUUGUUGGUGGAGAAGUAUGGGGCGUUGUUUGAGGCGGCGACGAAGAAGAACGAGACGUUGAGCGAGUUGAUUAAGGCGGGGAAGCCUGCGUGA